CGCGGGCCUUGGCCACGGGGGCGCGCUGGAGUCGGUUGGAGUCCGGGCAUGGCCCGGAGCCACCUGGCUCCAUUGCUGACCCCUCUAAUGUUUCUAGGUCUGGUGUCCCCUACUCAGAUCAACCCAGACUACCAGUACUUUGGGCAGCAGGGUGAAGGUGACACCUGGGAGCUACUGAGGCUGCAGCGACAAAAGGUAGUGGAAGACUCAGUCCUAGGCCCGUGGGGAAAGUGGCGUUGUUUCUGCAGUCUGGGCAAACAGGAACGCAGCCGUCAGGUGUUGGGCCCAGCACCAGUCCCUGUGUUCAUGGACCGAGAGGACCUGGUACAGUUGAGGCCGUGCCGGCAGCAGGACUGCUCAGCUUGCAACCCGAUGGACUGCAACUGGAGGCCCUGAGCAGAGUCACUGAGGGCCAGGCUCCAGCAGCAACGGGGCGGAGCUUACAAAGUGACCCUGCCCACCCUCGAUUACAAACCACACCCUUAGUGAUAGUCCUGGAAGACUACAAUUCCCAGGAGAGAGCACGACAGCGGCGACAGCAGCGCGUGCGUAAGCGUCCACGCCAGAGAGCGCGUAGGGGGCGAGUCCUGCGAGCCGAUUGGUCAGCAUCAAGAGCCGCUGCUGUAUUCGCGGAAAACGCGCGCUGGCAUCUGCGCCUGCAGUACUGUUUUCUACGGUUGUUGGCUGUUGCAGAGGCGGCAUGGAUCUCAGCGAACUGGAGAGGGACAAUACAGGCCGUUGUCGCCUGAGUUCUCCUGUACCUGCCGUGUGCCUCAAGGAGCCGUGCGUCCUGGGCGUGGAUGAAGCGGGCCGGGGUCCUGUGCUUGGUCCCAUGGUCUACGCCAUCUGUUACUGCCCCCUGUCCCGCCUGGCAGAUCUGGAGGCCCUGAAAGUAGCAGACUCAAAGACCUUGACAGAGAAUGAGCGGGAGAGGCUCUUUGCGAAAAUGGAAGAGGACGGAGACUUUGUGGGUUGGGCUUUGGACAUCCUGUCUCCAAACCUGAUCUCUACCAGCAUGCUUGGGCGGGUCAAAUACAACCUCAACUCUAUGUCUCACGACACAGCCGCGGGGCUGAUACAGCAUGCGAUGGAUCAGAAUGUGAAAGUCACCCAGGUGUUUGUGGACACUGUAGGAAUGCCAGAGACAUACCAGGCUCGACUACAGCAGCGGUUUCCAGGGAUCGAGGUGACAGUCAAGGCCAAAGCUGACUCCCUGUUCCCUGUGGUCAGUGCUGCCAGCAUCAUUGCCAAGGUGGCCCGAGACCAGGCUGUGAAGAACUGGCAGUUUGUGGAGAGUUUACAGGGUCUGGACUCAGAUUAUGGCUCAGGCUAUCCCAAUGAUCCCAAGACCAAAGCCUGGCUGAGGAAACAUGUGGACCCUGUGUUUGGCUUCCCCCAGUUUGUACGGUUCAGUUGGAGCACAGCCCAGGCCAUCCUGGAAAAGGAGGCAGAAAGUGUCACCUGGGAAGACUCAGCAGCUGAGGAGGAUCCUGAGGGACCCGGAAGAAUCACCUCCUACUUCAGCCAGGGCCCGCAGGCCUGCCGCCCUCAGGUCUCCCACAAAUACUUCCAGGAGCGAGGCCUGGAGACAGCCACCAGCCUCUAGGAGCCAAUGUGUGUACCUCCCCUUCUAACUCACAAUAAAAGCUGUUCAAGAA
This is a messenger RNA of Rattus norvegicus (Norway rat), 1658 nucleotides long. It is a transcript of the gene Rnaseh2a, whose product is annotated as ribonuclease H2, subunit A. Gene Ontology annotation, biological process: RNA metabolic process; mismatch repair. NCBI's taxonomy places the organism in Eukaryota, Metazoa, Chordata, Mammalia, Rodentia, Muridae. Gene Ontology annotation, molecular function: RNA binding; RNA-DNA hybrid ribonuclease activity; nucleic acid binding. The record is from RefSeq and is marked validated. Gene Ontology annotation, cellular component: ribonuclease H2 complex; nucleus.